Molecule: messenger RNA, 5520 nt
Organism: Uranotaenia lowii
Lineage: Eukaryota; Metazoa; Arthropoda; Insecta; Diptera; Culicidae
Product: dual specificity protein kinase splA
Exons: 4
Coding region: 1134-3200 (688 amino acids)
Cellular component (GO): cytoplasmic vesicle membrane
Source: RefSeq, a predicted model, not a curated record
AAACAGAAUUUUCACACAUUUCCACCCCAUUGCUCGUACGGAAAACACAUUUGGGCGAAAAGUGAGUGACGACGAAGAAAGGCCACCAUCAGGACAUAAAAUAAAUAAUUUCCGUUCUCGGAGUUCGGAUUUAAAAGGUUUCGGUGCCCCGGAAAUUGGCUCGCGGUUCGCUCGAAACGGAACAUUGGUCUUUUAAACGUUUUUGGUCAAUGGUAUCGGUGAAAUUUUAAGGGAAAGUGCGAAGUGAACAAUGUUCUUCUAAGGCAGUGCAUACCUUCGGGCGUUUCGAGUCUGCUUAUUGGCUUCUUUUGUUCUGUUGCCAUCGGGAAAAAUUGCCUAACUCUAGGAGAAAGUUCAAAAACGGAACCAAUUAGAUUACCCAUCGCGCUAGCUCAUGGAUUAACAACGAGGGAAAUGUGUUUUUCUCCUGGAAGAAAAAAGUUUCCAGUAGUGUUUUCCUUCGUUUUCGUUUGCCUUUCUAAUAAGUGAUUAACGAAACGUAUGGAAGUGUUUGUGCAUUAAUGGGAAAAUUUGCGAGUGCAAUUCGGGGUUCGAAAAAAAAAUAUCAGUGCAGAAGGAGCCAGGUCAAGGAUUUUCCAUUCCCCAAAGGGCCACUCGAGGUUUCGUCAUCAUCCACGGUGCUUUUUCCUGUGCAAGAAACACGAAAAAAGGGCACCCUCAGAGAAGGGAGAAGAAAAAUUCGUGAAACAUUUUAUCUCUGAAACCUGAAAUAUCGAAACGUAAUUCGAAGAAAAAGCUAAUAAGACGUAGGAAACCAUGAUCACCAGUCCCUGCGGAGGAGUUUUGCUGCUCACGUUCUACGGAAUAGCUGCCUUGUCCGAUCUAGGGGUUGGGUGAGUGCAAAAACAUUAAACAAUUGGGUGCUGGUUGUUUUUUUUUGGUGAUGGUAAAGGUACCCUUACUAGUGACGGUGUGAUGAAAUGACGUGUGAGUGUGCUGCUACAAAAAACAAAGGAAAUAAAAUCAGGAAAACAAAAACAAUCUCCUCAAGUGAAAAAGAGUAACGAGCGCAAAUUAGCUUAACCAAAACGCGGAUUCAAAUUGGAAGCGGAUUCCCAAACGAUCGUAAUCGGAUUUCAGCCCGGAAAUCGAGAGUCAAAAUUAAUCAACAAAUGCACAGAAAAGAUUCAGUCGUGGCGGCGCGGUUCUGCGAGGGUGGCCACCGAUGUCUUCCGCCGAAGGAGUGUUGCGCUCAGGGCUGCUGCUACCUGUACGCACCACCUAGCGCACCCCGAACUCCGACCCCAGCCACCGACCACGUGCUGAAUCUGUUCUUCAUCAACCAUUGGUACUUCUGGUGCUUUCUGUUCGCCAUCGUGUUGGCACUGCUGUGUGCCUGUUCUCUAUGGAAGAAACGAAGACAACUGUGCGGAUGGGGAUCCCCAGGGCAUCACUCCCAAUCGGAGGGUGACUCGGCCGGGUCCUGCUAUGCACCGCCCCAGUACAAUCGGUGUAAUUCGUUCCACAUCCACGCACCACCCCCUUAUACAGAGGUAACGUCGAAGCCAGACCUUUACCCGCUGGUCUUCAGCUAUACGGGUGACACGGCGAAAGGUACCAAUGGGGGAGCGAACUAUCUAAUGGUGCAAUACUUCCGAAACUACAUUGUUCGACCGGUAGGGUCGUUAUCCGGAGCCAGUACGGUGGAUUCGCUUAGUUCGAGCUUCAUUUGUACGGCGAACGAGGCGAAUACGCUGGUGCCGCCACCGUAUUCGAGGGCCGCCAGUCCAGAUCUGUCCAUGUCGGUACGGAACUACGCCAUGCCGAGGUCAGCUUCUCAGCAAGCUUGCACUCUGGAGGGAGCCGGUGGUGGCCAUCGACCUAAUUCGGUGCCUAACGGGAGCUAUUACACUGUAAUUGGAGACUUUCCCGGUAGCCAUCGGUUUAUGUUGAGAUCCUCGGAAAGUGCUCACUUCAACAAUCAACAGGUGGAUAGUGGAAGCGGGGAAGGUCGAAGUGGUGUGGACAGCGGUGGAGGAACCAGUGAACAGUCGAGCUCGGGGCACAUGUCCGGAUCACAGAGCGAUCACUAUCGAUUCAGUGUACAUAACAGUAACAACAAUAACAGCGAGAUAUCCAAUCCAGUAGGACUGAUUUACACCCAACAGAACGCUUCAACGACAAUGCAAUCUAGUCGGCAAAGCUCCGUGGAUGGUAGUCUUGACAACGCGCAGCCUGCUAGUGAACACUCAAACAAUAACAACAUUACCAGUAACAGUAACAACAACAACAACAACAACAACGCAAGCAAUAGCACAGCAGCUCAUAGGAAUAGCUUGACAAAUGCCAACAUCUACAGUUCGUGCGGAUCGAUCGGUGGAGUCUCGAUAACUAUGCCGGCUAACUCCAAAAGCGAUUACCAGGAUCUGCAUGCUUUGCGAAGAAGUCUGGAGACGUGCUGCCAGAUCCUUCAGCAACAGCAAAAACAAGCCAAGUUCCAAUCGCAGCAGCAAACUUCGUCAGGUUUCACCGCUAACAGCGAAGACUCUCCCGUUAACAUCGAUCUAGCCAAGAAAUUCGAAGGCUUUAGAAAUUCGUACAUCGGCUCCAACACCGGGUCAAACGUAUCAAGCCUUGCGAAUCUCGGGACACCAGACUCACCUCCGCGAGCGACCAGUCCGACCGGUGAAGUUCGUGAGCUGCUCGAACAAAUACGUCAGCUGCAAAACAUCAGCGCCGCAAACAGUACCAGUGAAGGCAUCAUCAUCAUCAACCCUCAACUUCCGCCUAAUCCUGCGAAUAAUGCCUCAACGAACGCCUCCAACAGUUCGAUCAACGCCACCGGCAGUGCGGCCACAGCACCUCCCACAGCUACCGGUCAUAUUCGAAGACCCUCGUCACUGAUCAGCAAGAAGAAGUUCUUCUCCAAGACCCCGUCGCAAGCUUCCGGGCUCGGAUCCCACAAGGCGAUGUACAUACCGAUUAACUCCAAUCAGAACGGGCAGCCAGGUUCUUCCGGACGAUCGACGCUGCGAAGUCCCUCGGCAGUGGCCAGCGCUGCAGCCGCUGGACUUCUAGGCCGAGGUCGAAGUCGUUACAACUGGAUGUCCAAAUCGGCUCCGACAACACCGGGAACGACACUGCCUCCCGGAAGUUCUUCCGUUGCCAGUGGCCUCAUCGGGGACAACAGUCCUCUGCUGCUGAACGAACAGGACGAAGAUGGGGAGCAGAACGUUUAAACUGUGGUGACUGAUGUGUUGAAGGGAGAAUUCGUGGUGGGAAGAUUUGUGCCAGAACUGUAGGCUAGACCACUGACGCACAUUUAUAAGAAAAACGAAUACAACGGAACACAACUUAGCGAAUAGUGAACUCGAGAAAGCGCUUGAAAUUGGUUUGGAUGUUUGGUUACUUUUUUCUGAAAUUUCAGGAAGCUAUUAUUCUCCUUUGAAAACAAAAGAAGAACUGAAAAAUUUAAAAAUUGAAUUAAAAUCUUAGUUAAUAAAAAAAAUUAAUCAAAACACUGAAGAAAAAAAUCAAGCUGAAAAUUAUCAAACGAAGCAUUUAAAACUGCAUUUUAGUUUUGAAAACAAUUAUUACUUUGUUUACAACCCUGUUAUCUUAUUUUAACCAAAUCAAGCCUUUGAAACAAAAGAAAAACCAAUAAACCGAGAACCAACAUGAGGGGUGAUCUACAAUUCUAAACUCUAAACAAACGUAGUAAAACAUUUAAAAGACAGAACUGUCCGAUCGAGAUGAAACAAAUCAAAACCACAAACGUCAUAGUCAGAAAUUGUAAUAGAAUCAGCAAAUCACCGAAGCUUGUUACCAAUACUAAUAGAACUGAAUAGAUAUUGUUAUUUGAAUCGCAACUCACAGGCCAAAAUUGUUGCACUAGCAAGUGCUUAGCACUUAGAAAAGCAAAAGCCAACACAAAAAGAUGCUUCAAAGGUUUAUAAAUAGUUGACUAAGAGAUGAGUGAACUUUCUACCAUUUGGAGUUUUUUUGAGUAUUUUUUUAACUCUUAACAAGAAAAACUCAAAAUAGUUGAAAAUUAUCAUCGUCUCUUGAUUAGGCGAUUUGUUUACAAUAAUUUGUUGUUUUUCAAUGUGCAACGACAUACUAAUACAAUAGAACAGGUACUACUGAAGAGUGUUCGGAUCCAAAAGUGGUCAAACUAAAUUGCGUGUGAAUUUAUUCUAUUUUGUUUAUUUAAAAAACAUCUAAGUAUCUUUCUUUUUGAAGUCCAAUAUGUAUGAAGACGGAAGAAAUUAAUUGGGUAUUUUAGUAGAUUUUAGUAGAUUCCGGUCGACGUAGUACAAAUUGGCAAGCCUUUCGUUUGACGCCUGCCAUCAGACUUUGUACAGUCACCUUAUCCACAUUUUUGCCACAAAACGCCAGGUUGCUAUAAACUGAUUCUUGCUGCUAAGAGUUUUAUCGUUCUUCUUAAGGUUCUGCUUAACUACCGCCCAAUAUUUUUGGAUUGGACCAAGUUCUGGUGUGGGGACAUCCUUGGGCACAACCUGAAUGUUGUUAGCGGCAUACCACUUCAUGGCCUUUUUUCGAUAAAAGCAGAAUGCCAAAUCCGGCCAAAACAGCACAGACAAGUCCUGUUUCUUCAGAAAAGCCUGCAAACGCUUUUGAAGACACACUUCUAAGUAAAUUUCCUGGAUGACGCUAACGGUUGCUACGAAAUGUUGCUUUUCAGGCCACAGGUACAGAUAGCUUGCCAAACGAGAUAUUUCUUGGCAAACUUUGAUAGUUUUAUUAGAGGUUUUAUAUUCUUAAACAUUUCUGUCACCUUUCCCUUUUCCGGUUGCUGUAUAAUACUCUUGUCCAGGAGGCAGUCUGAGGUCUGCCUUGGCUUAGGUUUCGUCGUCCAUUACAACGCAAUCCAACUUUGUAAACGAUGCCGUAUGCAGCUUCUGAGAUCUUGUUUUUGACGUAAGGUUUUGCUUAUCGUUGCGAUUUGGAGUCACUACCUUGUUAUACGUCGAUAUUCCGAAUUGUUCAUUUAGCUUCAUGGACGGUUGUAGUCGAUAUUCUCAUCUAAUUUGCGACACCUCGAACGGAGAGAUUAGCGAAGCGCUUAAAAGCGCUAGCCACUCUUCUGUUCGUCACUGGGGCUCUCGGUUUUCAAUUUUCCCUCGAUCUAAGCUUCCUAGUUGUCGACAAACGUUCUCCGAACACUUUUAUUACUUGGUGACGGUGGAUUUGGACACAUUCAACGAUUUUGCUAUUUCUACGUGCGUGUAGUUUGGAUUUUUACGGCGCAUGCACAAAAUUUUGAUUCGUAGCUCGUCUUGCUUGGACGCCAUUUUGAUAACUAAAGAUCUAAUGUCAAAAUCCAAAUAGAAGCAUAAUUCUACAUACACCUACAAAAUGAGGGGUGUUCAGGUUUUCUAUAUGAAUGAUUAGAACAAAAUAAGGCAAAUUAAAGUUGACCACGUUUUGGUCCGAACACGCUUUACUUGAAUCAACUACACUAUAGGUUAUAGCAUCGGAUCACACGCUUAUCGAUAAACCAGAUUACACCAACACUCAAUACACAUUAAAACAAAA